Messenger RNA from Heterobilharzia americana, 2757 nucleotides. Lineage: Eukaryota; Metazoa; Platyhelminthes; Trematoda; Strigeidida; Schistosomatidae. The record is from the annotation of a GenBank genome assembly.
AUGGAAAGCCUGGAAAACAGCUUUGGUUAUCUGAACUUGAGAGAUGCGUCCCAACCACUUACAGAUCCAUCAUGCUUCUUCUCAAAUGACCACGUUUUUAAAGCUUAUGGAAGUCUUCCAACUAACAGUCAUAGGCGGAAUACCACUCGGAUGUCACGCUAUGGAAAUGCGGACAAUAUCACCCCACAAUCCAAUGGUUAUCCUGUGUUCAAUCAGUGGAAUCCUAUUCACAGACUCGAUAAUAUUGGUCUUUUUGGGCCUCCACCCCUUAUCUUCGACAAUGGAACAGGGAAUCAUGGUAGUGUCGUGCAGCGUCCAUUUAACAAGCAGUAUAAUGAGAGGCAAAUGUGGUCUAAGCCUCUAAAGAAAAAUGACUAUGAGUUAUUUGAACAACCAAAACGAGGUUUAAACUUCCAGUUGUAUGAUAGUAUACCAGUUACACAAUCUGGACCGAAUUGGACCCCAGUGGAACCUAUAAAGUCAUUCAAUGAUAUUGAACUGCACCAAAUAAUCAAAGAUAAUGUGACAAGAGCUCAAUAUAUACAUCCCACACCAGUGCAAAAGUAUGCACUGCCAAUAAUUACAGCGAAACGAGAUCUCAUGGCCUGUGCUCAAACAGGUUCUGGGAAGACGGCAGCUUUUCUACUCCCGAUACUCAAUAUGCUUUUCGAGGAUAACCACUGUGAAGCAGCUACUGAAGGAUCUGCAAUAAACUGUGCUGCAUGUCCCGUGGCUUUGAUCCUUGCUCCGACGAGAGAGUUAUCUUCUCAGAUAUAUGAUGAAGCCCGGAAGUUUUCAUAUCGUUCCAACAUCAAGCCUUGUGUAGUUUAUGGUGGGGCCUCUAUCCUCACUCAAAUACGAGAUUUAUCUCAUGGCUGCAAUUUACUUGUAGCAACCCCUGGACGCCUUGUUGAUAUGGUGAGCAGAGGUAAAGUGAGUCUGGAACAAAUAAGAUUUUUUGUUCUGGAUGAGGCAGAUAGAAUGCUUGAUAUGGGUUUCGAACCGCAGAUUCGUCGGAUUGUCGAACAACAUGGUAUGCCACCUGCCGGAAAAAGACAAACUUUGAUGUUUUCUGCCACAUUUCCAAAAGAAAUUCAAACGCUGGCACGGGAUUUCCUUCACUCCUACAUAUUUUUGGCAGUUGGACGUGUUGGAAGUACUAACGAGAAUAUUGUCCAAGAAGUUUUGAAUGUGGCUGAUAAAGAUAAACCUGAUAUGUUGGUUAGACUACUUCAAGGGAAAGAUCCAGAUGGAUUGGCUUUGGUGUUUGUUGAAACUAAGCGUGGAGCUGAUAUUCUGGCUAAAUUUUUAUGUCAGUUAAAUUUCCCAGUUGCGUCCAUUCAUGGUGAUCGUCCUCAAACUGAACGGGAACAUGCACUCCAGUCUUUUAGAUCUGGUCGUACUCCAAUUCUCAUUGCAACAGCAGUCGCUGCUCGUGGUUUAGAUAUUCCAAAUGUUAAGCAUGUAAUUAAUUUUGAUCUCCCAUCAGAUAUCGAAGAGUAUGUUCAUCGUAUUGGUCGUACAGGCAGAAUGGGUCAACCAGGUUCGGCUACAUCAUUCUUUUCUGAGAAGAAUCAAAAUGUUGUACGUGAUUUAGUUGAAUUACUUCGUGAAUCUAAACAAGCUAUACCACCAUGGUUGGAAGCACGUGUCGCAUAUCCUUCAGGAUCAUCUGCUCGCCGUAAUAAGAUUGGAAACAAUAAUAAUAAUAACAAUAAUGUUAAUAAAAAAAAUCGUGCUAAUUAUGGUUCAUUUGAUUAUCGACAAUACGGUAACCGAAGUAUCAGUUAUGUCGGUGGAUCAUUGCCUAUGAAUCAUAGCAACAACAAUACUAAUAGUGGUUUACCUAAUGGCGGACUUGGAUUGUUAGGAAAUUGUUCAUUGUCAUUUCCAAUCGACAAUACUUCUAGACAUCCUCAGCACAGUGCCUAUAAUCCAUUAUUUCAACUGGACAAAAUCAACAGUCAAACAAAGUUUUCUGUAAAAAUAAUUCAGGUUAUGCUUCAACAUCCACAACCAGCUACACUUCUGCCUACUGCGAAUCCAAAUGCUGCAAUGCAUCAGUUUUUAGCAGCAGCAGUUGCUGCUGGGAUGCAUCCAAUGCGGUCUAACGGUGCGAACAUUAAUGACGGAAAUAUCACGGCAAUGAAUAGUGGUGGUUUUCAAAAUCCACAUGUUCAUCCUGCAAAUGGUGCAGCCUUUGCCACACCUACAUAUCAAGCUUUUCACCCAGCUACUGUUUUUCCACCAUCGAACCAAGUUUCCUCUCAUACAGUUUCGUCUAAUGGUCGAGACGGUUCUGGAACUGUUGUGUUCCCCUCACCUGCUGGACUAUAUCACACAGGCAACUUAAAUGGAGCUACUUCUUUAAGCUCGACAAGUUCAGCUAAUCAUCAGACUUUACAGCAGACACAUCCAGCUACAGCGCUCAUUCAAACUGGAUAUCCUGUUCAAUAUUACCCUCAAAACCAACAAUUCUGUCCUGUGUCGAAUGGAAUUCAGCGUCAUUCACCUCAACAACAACAGGCUGUAGUUGCAGCUGCAAUGGCUGUAGCAGCAGCAAUGAAUAAUGGUAUCCAGUCGAAUACUGACGGUUGCAAUCCAUACGUAUCCCAACAUUCUCAGAUGGAGUGCAGUAUUCCUCUUGAUUCUGUUACAACAUCUAGUCCAUCUGCAAAUAUCUCUAAAAGUGGAUCUAUUAUGCAACCGGUGUUUAGAAAUGAUGGUGACUGGUGGACAUCGGCCACUCCAACAUAA